AUGUCGGUGUUGCGUGAAAUGAUUGCGGCUGGUCCAGGAUGUGCGUUGGCCAACGGAAUGUUGAAUGGUCUGGAAACGACCAAAGUGAAAAUGCAGCUUCACAAUCAUGCUUCGCCAGUAUACCACAACCUUACGACACAAGGAGUUAUGAAGCAGAUCAUUCAGGAGGAAGGUAUCAUUAAUGGUUUACUAAAGCCUGGUCUCAGUGCGUCUCUGACAAGGUCGAUGCUGUAUGGUGCCUAUCGAGUUGGGUUGUAUUCCACCGCACGUGAUUACUUGGGUGGCGAUUCCCCGCGGUUAUCCCAUCGGAUCGUCAGCGGUAUGUUCACCGGAGGCCUGGGUGCAAUGUUGACAUGCCCGCUGGAUGUCAUUCGAACCCGCAUGCAAGCCGAUGCCGGUGUCAUUCGACGAGGGGUCUAUCAGACGGGACUUCGCACAGGAUUUCCAGUUCGGUAUGGGACUUUAUACUCCACAUUUGUGGCAAUUCUCCAAGGAGAGGGAUUGCGAAAUGGUUUGUACAGAGGUGCAUCUGUCACGAUCGCUCGUGCAUCGGUAUUGAAUGGUGCGCAACUGGCUAGCUACGAUAGUCUGAAGCAUGUUAUUCCAUUGCCAGAAGGUCCAUUCCUGCACAUUGUGUGUGCGUUUUCGAGCGGUGUCAUUGCGCAAUCCGUGGUCAUGCCAAUGGAUACAAUCAAAAGUAGUUUGAUGAUUGGAGAAUCUAGACAAAGAGUUGUGGAAGCAAUGAUGAAGAAUGGUGGUAUACGGUGGUUGUAUCGAGGCUAUUUGCCCGCAUGUGCUGGUCAAGGACUGAUCAUGGUGUUGCAAAUGCCACUCAUCGAACAAUUUCGAAAACUGCUAGGUGCACAGCCAAUUUAA
This is a messenger RNA of Cylindrotheca closterium, 876 nucleotides long. The record is from the annotation of a GenBank genome assembly. Lineage: Eukaryota; Bacillariophyta; Bacillariophyceae; Bacillariales; Bacillariaceae.